CUCAGCUGGGAUCAGAGCUGCAGCAGAAGCGUCGAUUCCUUUAAAAGAUGGAUUUUCCCCUUUUGGCUGGAAUUAGGAGCAUGACUCAGGCAUCCUCUCCGGGCUGAUCUUGUGGUCCCUGAAAGGAAAAGAGGCUCAGGAGAGCGUUUUAUUUUUGCAAGCAGUUCCAUCUGAUUCACUGAAGUGGAAUGUGGGAAACGGGAGUUCUGCAAACACGUCUGCUGUGGAAUUAUGGACUGAGCAGGAUCCUGCUGCCCCUGGAUUUCCCCGUGGGAACGAGGUUGCGUUCACCUUCGGGGAUGCAACGUGAAAAGCUGGCAAGGAUUUGAGUUUUUCUUUUAAACUGCUGAAAUUUCCCAUCCUGGGCUGACCCCAGGGAUAGCCCAGGAAAGCUGUUUGGUUUCCAGCUUUUUUGGGAAGUCUUUUCAGUAGCUUGGCAACUCUCCUGUUAAUUGUAGGGAUUUUUCACCCCUUCCUCCUGCCUCCAGUUUAAUUCCAGGGCUCCUGCAGAGCCUGAAUGUCUCCCAAACUUCCCCCAACUCUGGAGAACUUUCCCUCCUUACAUUUUCCAGUAUUUAUCCCUUGCUCCCGGUGUCCACACCACAAGCAGAGCUUGAAAUGAUAGGAAAAUGGGAAUUCAAUCCCAGCCUGGAGCAAACGCUGAUACCUGGCACAGUGUUGGGAUGGCGGGGCGCCGCAAUGAGGAUGUCAGGAGCGCAAUCCCAGAGGAAUUCAGCUGGACACCCUGCUCCAGUGGCUCUGGGAACGGUGCCACUCAGCCUCUGGAGCUGCCCCCAUCUCCUGCUUUUAUUGAAUCCAUUUUUUUUGGACAAGAUCCGUUGUGUGAGGGCACAAGCAGCCUUCCAAAAGAAGCACUUUCAGGUGGAAUCCGGGCUGGGAAUCCCCCAGGGUGGCUCCCUGGCCUCGUCCUUAGCCAGAGCUGUGUUUUCCUGCUGUGCUGCACGCUGAAAGUUGGAAGGGAAAGCAGCAAAAUCGACACACAAACCCGUUUCAAAGGAACAAGCUGCACCCGUGUCCUCUCCCCUCACCCAGACCAAAGCUCAGUAUCCAAAAUUCCCCCUGUGGAAGGUGGGAACAGAGGGAACAACGUCUCCUCCAGCCCAAAUUGAAAGCUUUUCACCCCAUUUUGGUGCCCUGUCCCCUUCCAAUGACGUCAGUCCUGGGAGAACUGAGCUGCGUGACCACGCAGAGGCUUUGGGGUGCCAGUGCUCGGGCUCUGAGAAAUGGUUUAUUUUUGGAAUAUUUUUGCUUAUACUCUCAAUUAUUUUACAUCUUUCAGUAUUCAGAAAGAUAAAAUAAAGUGAAAAUUAAAUAUAAGCCAAACCUUUUAAUCUCAGGUGGUGAAGUGAACACGGAGAUUAAAAGAAACUGGUUCUUUCCUUGAUUAUCAUCAUGUACAGAAAUCCCUGGCUGGAAAAUGGCUGGAACUGUAAAUACCCCGGCUCCCGCGGCAGAUUUUUUUGGGGCGGAAAGUGGAAUUUGAACUUUUUUUGGAAACACGGCAGAGAACACGUUUAUUUACACGCGAAUAAACCCCUUUGGUACAAAGCGGUGUCGCCUCUGUGCUGGGGACGGGGUCGCAAGGGCAUCCCCGCCAUGCUCGAUUUUCCCGCCACAAUGACAUCACCGUGACGUCACCCCGCGCCGCGCGCUGAUUGGUUGAACUCGCUGCUCCCGGAAGAGACCGGAGGGGCGGGGGACGCCCCCCCCCCCCCCCCUGCCGGGACCCCCGAUCCCCGCAGCCCCCCGGACACCGGGGGGAGCCUCCUGCGGCGGGGGGGUCCCGCGGCCCCGCCACCGGGGCAGGGGGCGGCAGGGCCCCCACGGCGGCGCGAUGGGGGCGGCGGCCUGCGGGAUGUUCUCAAACAACGAUGAAGCUGCCAUCAACAAAAAACUGCCCAAAGAGCUGCUGCUUCGAAUUUUCUCUUUCCUGGAUGUGGUCACUCUGUGUCGUUGUGCUCAAGUUUCCAGGGCAUGGAAUGUUCUGGCCCUGGAUGGCAGUAACUGGCAGCGAAUCGACCUGUUUGAUUUCCAGACGGAUAUUGAGGGCCGAGUGGUGGAGAACAUCUCCAAGAGAUGUGGGGGAUUCCUGCGGAAGCUGAGCCUGCGGGGCUGCCUGGGAGUGGGGGACAACGCCUUAAGGACCUUUGCCCAGAACUGCAGGAACAUCGAAGUGUUGAACCUCAAUGGUUGCACCAAGAUCACGGACGCCACCUGCACCAGCCUCAGCAAGUUCUGUUCCAAACUCAGGCACCUGGAUUUGGCUUCCUGCACCUCCAUAACCAACCUGUCCCUGAAAGCACUCAGCGAGGGAUGCCCGCUGCUGGAACAGCUCAUCAUCUCCUGGUGCGACCAAGUGACCAAGGACGGGAUCCAGGCGCUGGUGCGGGGCUGCGGGGGGCUGCGGGCCCUGUCCCUCAAGGGCUGCACCCAGCUGGAGGACGAGGCCCUCAAGUUCAUCGGUGCCCACUGUCCCGAGCUGGUGACCCUGAACCUGCAGACCUGCCUGCAAAUCACAGACGAUGGGCUCAUCACCAUCUGCAGGGGCUGCCACAAGCUGCAGUCCCUGUGUGCUUCUGGCUGCUCCAACAUCACCGACGCCAUCCUCAAUGCCCUGGGACAGAACUGCCCACGCCUCCGAAUACUGGAAGUGGCGCGGUGUUCCCAGCUGACCGACGUGGGCUUCACCACCCUGGCCAGGAAUUGCCAUGAGCUUGAAAAAAUGGAUCUGGAAGAGUGUGUCCAGAUUACAGACAGCACACUAAUCCAGCUCUCCAUACACUGUCCACGGCUGCAGGUCCUGAGUUUAUCCCACUGCGAGCUGAUCACGGACGACGGGAUCCGUCACUUGGGCAACGGCGCCUGCGCCCACGACCGCCUGGAGGUGAUCGAGCUGGACAACUGUCCCCUGAUCACCGACGCCUCCCUGGAGCACCUCAAGAGCUGCCACAGCCUGGAGAGGAUAGAACUGUACGACUGCCAGCAGAUCACGCGGGCCGGGAUCAAGAGACUCAGGACCCACCUGCCCAGCAUCAAAGUCCACGCCUACUUCGCCCCGGUGACCCCCCCGCCCUCGGUGGGCGGCAGCCGACAGCGCUUCUGCAGAUGCUGCAUCAUCCUAUGACAGCGGAGCCUCCUCCCGGCCAGCUGGGGCUGGAACCACGCCCGGGAGCUCCGGGCACGCCGGAGCCUCGGAGGAAACGGAUCCCAGUGUCAUUUGCCAGGGCCAGAGAGCGGGGCCGGGCUGCCCUGCAGCCACCCACACACCCCCUGUGAUCCCGGCGGGAUGAGGGACUGGGCGCGGAGCUGCAGCUGGGCCGGCUUUUCCCGGGGUGGAUUGGCCUAAUCCUGACCCGUUCCUGCUGGGAAUUGCUGGGAAUUCCCCGGGGGAAACCCCUGGCAAGGAGGGGAGGGCUCCCACCCUGGAGGGACUGAUGCUGCUGGUGAGGUUGGAAAAGGAACCGAGAUCCUUGGAAGUGGGGAGAGAGGAGAGGAGAGGAGAGGAGAGGAACACGCUUGAAGCCCGUUGUGCAGCAGGCAAAACCCCAACAAACCUGAAACCCCAACAAACCUGAAACCCCAACAAGAUCCAUGUCUGUUUGUCAGCGAGGGAAUGAAACAGCAGCUGCUGAGCCAGGAUUCCCCUGGGAUCCAGGAUUUCCUGGGAUUCAGGGUUUCCCCUAGGAUUCAGGAUUCCCCUGGGAUCCAGGAUUUCCUGGGAUUCAGGAUUCCCCUAGGAUUCAGGAUUCCCCUGGGAUCCAGGAUUUCCUGGGAUCCAGGGUUUCCCUAGGAUUCGGGAUUUCCUGGGGUCCAGGAUUUCCCUGGGAUUCAGGAUUCCCCUGGGAUUCAGAGUUUCCCUGGGAUCCAGGAUUUCCCUGGGAUUCAGGAUUCCCCUGGGAUUCAGAGUUUCCCUGGGAUUCAGGAUUCCUCUGGGAUUCAGGAUUCCCCUGGGAUUCAGAGUUUCCCUGGGAUCCAGGAUUUCCCUGGGAUUCAGGAUUUCUUGGGAUCCAGGAUUCCCCUGUGGUCCAGGAUUCCCCUGUGCUUCCCUGCUCCCACCUGAGCAUGCUGAUGUGAAGGCUCAUCUUCCCUGUGUCAGAGGCUUCCCAGAUUGUUAUUUGGGAAUUUCUUGUGCCACCUAUUUUACGUCCCCAAAUCCUGCUGCUUUUUUUAAGUUUUUUUUUCCUUUUUUUCCUCCAAAUUCAGUCAUUUCUUGAGAUUUCCCAGCCCUAAGCCACAAAUCUGUGAGGAGUUUUUUUCCAGGAGAAGCCUGAGCUGUCUGGUAGAUGUUUGAGGAGCAGGGGAAGCUGCACCCCAGGCUGGGCUCUCCUGGGCUUCCUGCCCUGUGUGGUCGGGGACUGGGUGUCCAAAAUGAUCCCAAAUCCAGAUUUUAUCCCAGUGACAAGGAUAUAAUCCUCCGUACAGGGAAUAAUAUAUAUACAGAUAUAUAAUUCUCAGCACAGGGAGCACGUUCCAGCCCGUGUGUUCCCUCCUCCUGCCCUUUCCCUCCAUCCUUCCCCCGAGGAAAAGCCAAGUAGAGCUUUUUGCUUGUUGCCCUGAUGAAGAAUUAAGGAUUCCCUGACGGAGCAGGGCUGGGAUCCCCCCUGAGCCCCCGUGGGGGCCCUUGCUGACCUCCCCAGCUGCCCAGGUAAGUGUGCUGCCCUGCAGGGAGCCCCGGCGUGGGGUUCGGGUGUGCCAGGCCAGCCCUGGGGGAGGAUGGGGUGCUGCUUUUUUGGGGUGUUUCGGGCUCCAGGAGAGCCCAGACCGAUGGAAUUGCAGGGGCCCAGUGUGGAGCUGCUGGGCAGAUCCCAAGGGUGAUGGGGGCAGGAGCCGUGUCCGUCCUUCCUGCUGUCCGUGCGGGGAGCUGCCCGGGGCCGAGGGCGUGGGCUGCUCUCGGUGCCGAGGAAUCUCCUGCUGGGGAAGGAGCGGCUGCAGCGCCGGGAAUGGCUGCUUUAGGGGCUGGGGCGGGUGGUUUUCCCACCAGGAAUUCCAAGGACGAUGCGCUGUUCCCAGCAGGAGGGUCCCAGGUGCCCCUGGAGCUGCCCCCCUUCAUCCCCCCCGGCCCCCCCAGCCUGUGCUGGCUCUGCUGGGAGCACCUGCAGGCUGCCGUGGUUAAAAGGAUACUGUCAAUGCCCUCCUGUAGAUGGCUUUUAAUCCCUGAUAUUUAUUCAAAUCCUCUUUAGCGCUGUGGAUUCUCCCCCUCUCCUCGGGCGCCUUCAUUUCCAGAACUUUCUCCAGGUUUCAGGGUGGCAGAAGAUGGACGGGCGAGGGGUCACCCAGCAAUCACAGGAUUUGCACAACUCCGGGAAAAUAAACAACAAAACACUUCUGUUUAGUUCCUACCGUGGCAGGGGAGAGCGAACAGCGGGGCUUUGGCUGACUGAUCCCUUUGUAACAGAGCCGAGUUUUCCAGGGAAAACUCCGGAACACAGAACCCAAAGCAAUUUCUUUUCUGUUUGCAGACCAGGGUGACAGCAGUAAGGUAGCUCAAACUUCUUGACAGUGUCCUUUUAAGUCAAUUAUCCGUCUUCAAAUGGACUCUUCCUGAUGUUUAUAUUUAUAAAUACCAAUAAACACCAUUUUCCAA
Messenger RNA from Motacilla alba alba, 5605 nucleotides. RefSeq names its product F-box and leucine rich repeat protein 20 (gene FBXL20). NCBI's taxonomy places the organism in Eukaryota, Metazoa, Chordata, Aves, Passeriformes, Motacillidae. The record is from RefSeq and is a predicted model, not a curated record. The transcript is spliced from 15 exons. Gene Ontology annotation, molecular function: protein binding. Bases 1856 to 3145 code for a protein of 429 amino acids.